CGCACCCUUCAACCUGACCAUAUAGUCUAGGCGUGCAUUCGAUCUUCUCUGCCUUGCUUGCUUGAUUGUGUGUGUGUGCGCGUGUGUGCUUGAGAGAGUGACCGAGACCACGGAAAUUAGUUAGUAGGUUGCCUUGUUCGUCUGGCACAUUUUUGUAACGUUAUCUUUUUUUGGGCUUUGGUACUUUUUUUUUUACCUUCCCCCCCAAAAUUUCCAUACAUAAGGAACGUUUAGCCCCGCCAACCUUGACGACUGCAUCUCGAGUUUCACCCACCGAGACAACCGCCGAGAUGCCGCCCAAGAAGAAGGGAAACAAGAAGAACCAGCAGGACGACUGGGAGGCCGAGUUGGGCGAGAGUAUUGCCCCGCCUGCCAAUGCCAACGGUGCCGAUGGUGACGCCAACGCAAACGACGACGAUGAUGAUGCUGGCGGUGCCGGUGGCCUAAUGGCUACCCUGCGCAAGAACAAGGAGAAGCGCAAGAAGAAGGGUAUCGUCGAGCCUGAACCCGUACCCGAACCCGAAGCCCCAGCUGCCGAAGAGCCCCCCGCCCAAGCCCCCGUCGAGGCCAACAUCGACGAUGAGUUUGCUCUACCUGAGAAGAAGGGCAAGGGUGGCAAGCAGAACAAGCAAGCUGCUAAGAAGCCCGAGCCUGCUGCCACUGACGAUGCCGCCGAUGGUGGCCGUAUCCUGACCAAGGCCGAGAAGGAGAAGCUCAAGAAGGAGCGUGAGAAGCAGCGAAAGAAGGAGCAGGCCGCUGCGAAGAAGAAGGGUGGCGCUGCACCAAAGGCUGCCCCUGAGGUGAAGGAGAAGGAGGAGGCUGCCCCUGUUGAGGCUGCUCCCGCCCCCGAGCCCGCCGCGGGAGGCAAGAAGAAGAAGCUCCCCGCUCAUCUUGCUCUGCUCCAGAAGCAGCAAGAGGAACUCAAGCGUCAACGAGAAGAAGCUGCCAAAGCUGAAGCCGAAGCCAAGGCCCAGGCCGAAGAAGACGAGCGCCUAGCUGCUGAGGAAGAAAAGCGACGUGAGGAGGCCAAGGCCAUCAAGAAGCAGAAGGAGAGGGAGCGUAUCGAGCAACUCAAGAAGGAGGGCAAGUAUCUCACAAAGGCCCAAAAGGAAGAGAAGGCCCGAAAUGAGCGAAAGCUCCAGCAGAUGUUGGCUGCCGGUAUUCAAGUUGGUCCUGUAGGCGAGCCUAGUGAGAAGAAAUCUAAGCCUGCGGACAACAGGAGAAAGAAGGGCCGUGCCCAACAAAAGAUCGAUGAGGAGAAGGCUCUCGCAGAAGCUGCUGAGCGAGCUCGACAAGAAGCUGAGAGGGCCUUGAAGGAAGCUGAAGAGAAGGCUGCCCAUGAGAAGGCCGAGGCCGAGGCCAAGGCUGCUGCCGAAAAGAAGGGUGCCGAGAGUGAUGUGGAGGAUGACUGGGAGGCUGCUGCUGCUUCUGACGGUGAUGUCAAGGACAGCUGGGAUGCUGAUUCUGACGAGGAGGCCGAAAAGGCCAACGGUACAUCGGAAGCAAAGGCUGAAGCAGAGUCUGGGGAUGAGUCCGAAGAGGAGUCUUCCGAUGAUGAGGCUGCCACAGCUGCACAGUUGGCUGAGGAGAAGCGGAAGCGAGAGGCUGCUGAGCGCCGUGAAAAGGCUCACCAGGCCGCCCUUGCUGCCCGAUCCAAGGAUAACCUGCGAUCCCCUAUUUGCUGUAUUCUGGGUCACGUCGAUACUGGAAAGACGAAGCUCCUGGACAAGGUCCGUCAAACUAACGUCCAAGAGGGUGAAGCUGGUGGUAUUACACAACAGAUUGGUGCCACGUACUUCCCUGUCGAAGCCAUCCGACAAAAGACGGCUGUUGUCAACCCUGACGGCAAGUUCGAGUUCAAGGUCCCCGGUCUUCUCAUCAUCGAUACCCCUGGUCACGAGUCCUUCUCUAACCUCCGAUCUCGUGGUUCUUCGCUCUGUAACAUUGCCAUUUUGGUCGUCGAUAUCAUGCACGGUCUCGAGCCCCAGACACUCGAGUCUAUGCGCAUGCUGAGAGAGCGCAAGACUCCUUUCAUCGUUGCCCUCAACAAGAUCGAUCGUCUCUACGGCUGGAAGCAGGUUGCCAACAACGGUUUCCAGGACAGUUUAGCUCUCCAGAGCAAGGCUGUCCGCAACGAAUUUGAGACCCGUCUCGAAAAGACCAAGAUUGCCUUCGCUGAGCAGGGUUUCAACUCUGAGCUCUUCUACGAGAACAAGUCCAUGUCAAAGUACGUCUCGCUUGUGCCCACUUCGGCACACACUGGCGAGGGUGUCCCUGAUAUGUUGAAGCUCAUUGUCCAGCUCACUCAAGAGCGUAUGGUUGGUUCUCUCAUGUAUCUCUCUGAGGUCCAGGCCACUGUGCUCGAAGUCAAGGCUAUUGAGGGUUUCGGUAUGACCAUCGAUGUCGUCCUGUCUAACGGUAUCUUGCGAGAAGGUGACCGAAUUGUGCUGUGCGGUACAGAAGGCGCUAUCAAGACAAAUAUCAGAGCACUGCUUACACCAGCGCCCAUGAAGGAAUUGCGUCUCAAGUCCGCCUAUGUCCACAAUAAGGAGGUCAAGGCUGCUCUGGGUGUCAAGAUCAGCGCCCCUGGUCUCGAGGGUGCCAUCGCCGGUUCACGCCUGAUGGUUGUCGGUCCCGAUGACGACGAAGACGAUAUUGAGGAUGAGGUCGAGUCCGAUCUUGCUGUUCUCUUCAACCGUGUCGAAAAAACUGGUCGCGGUGUCAGCGUCCAAGCGUCGACUCUUGGUUCGCUCGAGGCUCUGCUCGAUUUCCUCAAGGACUGCAAGAUUCCUGUUGCCAACGUUGGUAUCGGUCCCGUUUACAAGCGUGAUGUCCUGCAGUGUGGUGUUAUGUUGGAGAAGGCACCAGAUUAUGCCAUCAUGCUCUGUUUCGAUGUCAAGGUUGACAAGGAAGCACAGCAGUAUGCAGAGGACAAUGGCAUCAAGAUCUUUACAGCUGAUAUCAUUUAUCAUCUGUUUGAUGCCUUCACUAAGCAUAUGGACGAGCAACUCGAGAAGAAGAAGGAAGAGUCCAAGAUGCUUGCUGUCUUCCCCUGUGUCCUGAAGCCCGUCAAGGUCUUCAACAAGAACGACCCCAUUGUUAUUGGUGUUGAUGUCACUGAGGGUCAGCUCAGAAUCAACUGUCCUGUCGCCGCUGUCAGGAAUAAUCCUACAACCGGUGCCAAGGAGAUCGUCAAACUGGGCAGAGUUACAUCAAUUGAGCGAGAGCACAAGCAAAUUCCUGUGUGUAAGCGAAAGGAACCUUCCGUCGCUAUCAAGAUCGAGAUGGGCGGCAACCAGCCCAUGUAUGGCCGACACCUGGAAGAAGACGAGACUCUUUACAGUUUGAUCUCUCGAGCCAGUAUCGACACCCUCAAGGAAUACUACAGAAAGGAGGUCAGCAACGAGGAGUGGCAGCUCAUCAUCAAGCUCAAGCCCUUAUUCGACAUUUCAUAAGCAGCCAAGAUUACAAAAAGUUAAGAACAUGGGUGGUGUGAAGCUUCUACCUCAACAACCGCGCCGGGAGCUUGGUUGCAUCCUGUCCUGGAGGCGAAACUCGAUGUUUCGAUAACAUGCUGACAGGACAUCAGGUUGUAGCCAGCUCCCUUUGUGGGGAGAACAGUACGAGAACUACAUUGCAUAUCAAAAAGAAGAGAAUAGGAAAAGAAAUUGCAUCAACUUGUUUGAAGGAAUUGUGUACGGUACUGGUUUGCAUUUUCGGGCAGCAAAAAGAAAAGAUUGAAGAGACGUGAAAUUGAAGGGCAAGGGGCGCACCCUCAAGGCAACGUAGUCGUAUAGAGUAGGGCUCUUUACCAAUGAGGGCUGAAAUGACUUAAUCUUAUGUUUGCUGAUGCUAU
Messenger RNA from Fusarium oxysporum Fo47, 3856 nucleotides. Its product is annotated as translation initiation factor eIF5B. NCBI's taxonomy places the organism in Eukaryota, Fungi, Ascomycota, Sordariomycetes, Hypocreales, Nectriaceae. The record is from RefSeq and is a predicted model, not a curated record. Gene Ontology annotation, molecular function: translation initiation factor activity; GTP binding; GTPase activity. Bases 291 to 3455 code for a protein of 1054 amino acids. The transcript has 4 exons.